Molecule: messenger RNA, 5758 nt
Organism: Toxorhynchites rutilus septentrionalis
Lineage: Eukaryota; Metazoa; Arthropoda; Insecta; Diptera; Culicidae
Gene: mop
Product: tyrosine-protein phosphatase non-receptor type 23
Exons: 9
Coding region: 113-5368 (1751 amino acids)
Biological process (GO): early endosome to late endosome transport; endocytic recycling; protein transport to vacuole involved in ubiquitin-dependent protein catabolic process via the multivesicular body sorting pathway
Cellular component (GO): endosome
Molecular function (GO): protein tyrosine phosphatase activity; protein binding
Source: RefSeq, a predicted model, not a curated record
UUUGUGCAAGUCGGAAAAAAGUUCGAUACGGAGUAGAAGUGCAAAUCAUAGAGGAAGAAAAAUUAUUUGUGAAUUUUACGUGUAAUAUUUUGCUUUAAAAACCCAAACAACCAUGGAAGCUGUCCCUCGGAUGCCGAUGGUCAGCUUCGAGCUGAAGGUUUGCCCAGAUGCGACCAGUUUUGGGCCGCUGAAACAGUACAUUGCAGAGUAUUAUCAUGAGGAUCCAGAUUCUUACUCAAAAGAAUGCUAUCAACUGGAGCAGCUGAGAAGCUCUGCAGCCCGACCAUCUCAGGAUGUCGAAGGAACAGCUGUGCUGAAGCGCUACUAUUGUCAGCUACAUUCGAUCCAAAAUCGUUUUCUUUUGAAUCAACUGCCGGAGAGUCAUCAAAUGCUUACUUUUAGCUGGCGCGAUCUGUACAGUGGAUCAACACUCCAGAAAAGUAAUGUGAAGUUUGAAAUGGCCGUAAUAUUGCAUAAUUUUGGUGCGCUACAUACCCAGCUCGGCGCGGCGGAAGGUCGCGCUGAUCCCGAGAGUAUGAAAAAAGCUUGUACCCAUUUCCAGUGCGCGGCUUGGGCUUUUGGUUAUAUAAAGGAUAAUUUUGCACUGCUCUUGCAGGGAGACUUGUCGACGGAAUUGCUAGUGUUUAUGCAGGCCCUCUGUUUUGCCCAAGCUCAAGAAUGUAUAAUGGAGAAGAGUCUCUGUGACAACAGGAAAUCUGGCAUUAUUGCCAAAGUAACCGCACAGAUUGUAACGUAUUAUAAUUCUGCUCUGGCUGCGCUUUUGGUUCAAAAUGGGGAAGAUGGCCGAAUCCAGGAUAUUGUAGGCGGCAAGCAGUUCAAGGAAUGGCGGAAAUAUGUCAAAUUCAAGAUAUCCUAUCUGUCGUGCAUUCUGCUUCUUUACCAGGGACAACAGUCCGAAGAACAGCAGAAAAUGGGUGAACGUGUCAUCCUGUAUCAAUCUUCGUUUGACAAACUCGAGGAGGCUAGAAAAGAGUCCAAAGGACUCGCUCACAUUGAUCAGGUGAACGAUGCCCUUCAGUUCACGAUGGAUGUUGUGGAAGCAAAACGAAAAUCAGCUAAAAAUGAGAAUGAGUUUAUUUAUCACGAAGAAGUUCCAGACAUAAGCUCGAUUGCCGCUGUUCAGGGAGCUAAUCUAGUACAUGGAAUUGCUUUUAACGUGACCGAUACGGAUGCCAUGGGGGACGACAUAUUCCACAGGCUGGUCCCCAUGAAGGCCCACGAGAGCAGCUCAGUUUAUAGCGAGGAAAAAGCAAAUCUUCUACGAACCAUUGGAACCAAAGUGGAGGACAAGGACAGCGAGCUGACCACUUUUAUGAGUUCACUGAAUUUGGACUCAAUACACUUUCAGAACCCCAACAGCAUCGGAGGUGACAAUCGACUUCCCCAGGGACUCGUCGAUCGUUGCGCGGAUUUGAACGCCAAACCUAACGCCAUUCCGGAUUUGGUACAGUCGAUGUCGAACCUCGCGGAAACUUGUUCCGAUGUAGAACUGAUGUUGCGUGAGAUCAAACACUUACUCAAGCAGGAUGAGAUUCAGGAGGACAGCUAUCAGCAAAAGAUUGGCCAACGCUCGAAUGGGGGAGGUCACGUUGCCGAGCUGAAUCGGGAAUACGCCAAGUAUCAAGAGGCUCACAAUAAAGCCGGCGAAAGUAACGACACGCUGCGGAAGGCAAUGGGACUGCAUGUACACAACUUGAAGAUUUUGGCGCAGCCACUGAAGGAAAUCAAGGAGCAGAUUCCAACGUGCGGCGAGCAGUUCGAUGAAUCAACGCUCAAGGAGCUGCAGGGGAUGUUGGCAAAGGUCAACGAGAUGAAGAGCCAACGCGUCAAGCUGUACCAGGACCUGCGAACUAACAUCACAAACGAUGACAUCACGUCGCAGGUGAUUGCCCUCGAGGGUGGCCCGGACAACAAGCAACGCAUGCAGGAGCUGUUCGAGAAAGAACUGGCAAAACAUAACCAACUGAUUACGCUGCUGGAAGCCAACAUGAAAGCCCAAGCGAACAUCUUGAAGGUCCUGACGGAUAUUUACGCCCGCUGUGCCCCGAUCAUCAAAUCUAUAAGCGAAACGAAAUACAAACGGGAGCAGUUUUUCUCUUCGCUGCAGGGAUCGUACGAUGUGUACGAGGAUUUGCUGUCGAAGAGCGCGAAAGGGUUGGAAUUUUACAAGAAGCUUCAAGCUAACGUCCAGAAGCUAUAUUCGAGGGUGAAGGCUGCCUGUGAUGUUCAGGAUGAGGAGCGCAAUCAAAAGUUAAAAUCAAGCAAUAUGGUGAAGAAGCAGGAUUCUUCUAGGGAAAGUCCUAGAAUGAGUAGCGGUCCGAAGCUUAAAGACUAUCUGAAGUCUGGUAAUAUUACUCUUGGUUCCAUUAAAGCGGCUGGGAUGGAUACUAAUCCGUCGGCUUACAUUCCUCCUGUGAGACCGAACCCGGUAGGGUCGGAAAGCACUGCUCCAACUUCCAGUGCAAACUCUACCGCGGGCGGUUAUUAUCAGGAUUCAUAUUCUAGUUCAAAUUACUAUCCUGCGACUGCAAUGGCACAGUCAACGCAAGGAGUUACUGAUUAUACACAGUACUAUCAGCAUCAUCAUCAGCAGCAACAACAGAUGAGUUACGGUCAACCGGCGACCUCUUCUACAUUCCAAUCUAAUACCAAUCCGACAAUGACUUCAACGCAGACACAACCUCAAACGACGGGUUAUGUUAAUCCGAUUUAUCAAAAUCCCACCCACAGUUACUACAAUAAUAACCGAGCUGUGGAUUAUAACCAAUAUCCGCCGUCGCAACCCUCACCCGCGCUGUCCUCUGUAUCUGGUGAUGCUCCUCCGACGCAACAAUGGAAUCAAAUGACGCAACAAUUUGGAUCAAUGAAUUUGUAUCAACCAACAGCGAAUUAUCAGACAAACUUGGAUACGAAUACUGCCUUGAACUAUAAUCAAAUUAAUUCGUACAAAACGGAUGCUACCUCUUUGAACCAACAAUAUUCGACUCAAGCUAAUCAGUCACAUGCAUCAUUCGGCCAGUCGUCAGCUCAAUAUCAAGCUGCUUCCGGGCAAUAUUAUCAGCAGCCGCAAACACAGGUACAUCAACAGUACACCCAACCGACCCAGCCUAGCGAACCCCAGAAAACCAAUCCUGAUCCAAGUAAUUCCUAUCCUACUUAUCCUGGAUAUUCCUACAAUCCUCAAACAGGUACAUACGAAUAUACCGGGGUUCAGUACAACCAAUCAGCUCAGCCACCCCAAGUGAAUCCUUAUGAUAGUAGCAAGACUGUACCACCAACAACGAACACUUUUUCAAUACCAGCCCCGGCUUCAACAUCCGGCGGAUCCUAUUACCAACAACAAGUCGCCGAUUACAGUAAUCAACAGCAAACUCAAACUCAGUAUAUGAAUCCGUACAGUUCUAGUUCUGUUGCGCAAGGCACGAUCACCCAAUCGAUUGCUUCUAACAUUCCCUCAUCUCAAACAACAACUACGGCUGGAUAUAACGGAUACGGAGGCCAAGCGACUCAGCUUCAAGACGUCAACCAGCAGUAUCAGCCAGGACAGACCCAGAAUUCCUACUAUAACAACACUCCCGGUUAUGCCUAUCAACAGAGCACCCCUGCGGUUCAAUAUCCCCAACCGACGGUUGAUACGAAUUCGGUUCAAAAUCAGUAUUCUAAUUAUGGAGUUACAUCUUACAAUUACGGAACCUAUAGCGCCACCAACGCGGACGGAAGUGCUACUCAGCAACCACCACCUGCUGCAGUGCAGCCGACCAUUGAUCGCACCACUAAAGUUACGGUUCCUUCAGCUUCUCAACCGCAGCAAGCCCCACCGAGCGCUCCAGCCCCUGCAGCCAGACAAUCCUCCAACUUGGAUCUGCUCUCGGGAAUUGAUUUCACACCCGCACCGGUGGAAGCACCCGUACUACAGCCCCAAUCAUCUGUCACAUCCAAGGAUGAAGAUGUUAAGAGUGAAGUCCUCACGCCAACCAAGGUGGUAGCAUCCCUGGCCGACGUUACACCAAACCCCGCCUCUGUGGCUGUUAAUCAACAGCCACAAACAGAUACUCCAGCCUUGGGACCGCCAGCGGGCAGCGAUCGCAAGGCAAGCGUGGACAACCUUUCCAUCUGUUCGGAUUUGAGUUCGAUUGAUCAAAAUUUUGACUGGGAAAGUGCAUCGCUGCAUGCGGGUAAACCAACGCAAGCCCGUCCGCCACAGAUUGAUCCGAUUGGUUCGAUUGUGGGUGGCGGAAGUACAGUGGUGCUAGGUACCAGCAACCGGAGCACUUUGGACAACAUUUUGGUGCAGCCCGUGCGGGAUCCGUUCGAGGAUCAGUCCACGCUCAAGUGGUUCCACAAGGAGGUCGAACGGUUGGAGAAGUUUAUCGACAGUUUGAAUGUGAAGACGCUAAACGGAACCACUCCGCUGGAUGGGAAGUGGAAGGAAUUGCAGGAUUUGCUGGUGAAAGAGGAAGCUAAACGACAGGUCAGUGUGGCCAGGCUUUUUCCGGAGAAGAAUCGCUCCGUUGAUUGUGUGCCGUAUGAUCACGCGCGGGUGACAUUGCCAACGGAGACGGACAAUUAUAUAAAUGCGGCUUAUGUAAAGUUUCACAAGGAUAUUAUGCCGGAUCUUGGUUUCGGUUGCCCUCAACUAGUCCUAGCCCAGACACCUCUCCAAAACACAGUGAACGAUUUCUGGAACAUGAUCUGGUCGCAGAAAGCUAACGUUGUUGUGUGCUUGCAUACACCGAAUGAGAUAUUGGACACUUUCUGGCCGUUGGAAAUCAAACAGGAACUCACCUACGGUGAUGUCUCGGUUUCGCUCAUCAAACAGUUUGAUCUAACGCACUGUAUCGAACGGAUGCUGCGUGUGACCAUGCUUGGCUCGGAUAUCAUUUUGAACGUUUCUUUGCUACAAAAUAAACUAUGGCUCAAGCAGUCAGCCGAGUACGUACUGGGAAUCGCACAAAAUGUGAUCGAUGCCUACAGGCAGCAGCAGAGCCAGGAAUUGAAGUCGUUGAAACCGCUGAUCGUAAACUGUUUGAAUGGGUCGGACCGGUCCAGUCUGCUGGCGGUGGCCAUCGCUUCGAUUCUAGCAACCCAAACCAAGAAACCUAUAUUGAUAAAUAUUGUAGAUAUUUGGUAUAGAAUUUGCUGUCAACGAAAGGGUGCCCUUAGGGAUCCCAGUCACAUCCAACAGUCGUACCAAAUUGUUCUAAGCAAUGGUCAUAGUAUUUUAAAUAAACGUGGUAUAAUGACAUCGUAUCAGAUGAAGACCGAACAAGCUAGUGCCGCUGCCGAGAAGGAGGAAGCAAUCAACGAUCCGUUCAAAGAUUUGGAUCCGCUGUGGAAACUGAAGUGAGCGCAAAAUUUGCCGUUCUUAGCUCCGAUGGAGUAGAUCAUUCCACAAUGUAGUUGUAUUGCUUGGUCAUUAAGCGACAUAGAUCGACUGGAAAUUGGGUUUCAUCAGCAGUUCGCAAGCGAGCGUUUAUUAUUGUUAUACGCAAUCGCGCACCUAUAUUGGAUAUAUUUUAUUACAUUCGCUAUUGUGACUUUCAUAAUACAACAGGUUAUUUAUUCUAUAAAACGAGUAUAUUACGAGCAUGAUUACAAUUGAGGUUUUUUGGAAGAAGGACCCGGAAGGAUGGAUAUGAAAAAAGAACUGAAAUUGCUAUUAUUUAUCACAGAAUUAUAGUUGUAAUUAGUUUACAUCAUACAGGCAACAAUAAAGACCGUACUAUGUUAAACAAUA